CACUUUUAUCCGUUGACUGAUGGGGGUCACAACACGGGGCCCCGCAUAAUAUCUAUCUGACACCACGAAGGAUCUAGCUCUCUAAACUUGUUUAAACUCGUCAUACUAACCACAUAUCUGAAGCUCUUGGGUAACAGAUCUACGGAGGCGUAACUGCCUAAUCUAAGUGCCUAUUUCCCCCCAGAUAACCCGCUCCACAAGGCUUAGCCACCAUAAAGCCGUUUCGUCGGACCGCUGUCAGAGAUUCUUUAAAAUGGAAGCUCCCUUCCCCUCUUAUCUGCGAUCACCACGGCAUCAUCCCCAGAUUUGCUCUCCGGAACCGACUAGCAAAACAAAGGGCCCAACAUGCGCUUCUCCCCAACGACCCUCGCCGUAUCGGCCACCCUGGCCAGCCUCGCCAGUGCGCUCUCCUCCUCCCUUCAGCAGGUCACAGCCUUCAACGAUGGACCUACUAAAGCCGGCAUGUACGUUUACGUGCCGAGCGGCGUGUCCGGACCUGCGCCCAUCAUAGUAGCAAUCCACUACUGCACCGGCACUGCCAAUGCCUACUUCAGCAACACCCAAUACGCCAAUCUAGCUGACACCCACGGCUUCAUCGUGAUCUACCCCAACGCGCCCUCCUCCGGCGGCUGCUGGGACGUCGCCUCGACUGCCUCGCUCACCCACAAUGGUGGCGGUGACAGCUUGACUAUCGUCAACAUGGUUAAGUACGCUGUGGCCAACUUCGGCGGUGAUGCGGACCGCGUGUACGCCACCGGCUCCAGCUCUGGCGCUAUGAUGACCAAUGUCCUUGCCGGCGCCUACCCGGAUGUCUUCAAGGCCGGAUCUUCCUACUCGGGCGUUCCGGAUGGAUGCUUCUACGUUGCAGGCGCGCAGCCGGGCCAGGAUACCCCAGGCUGGAACAGCCAGUGCUCGGGCGGCACCUUGAUCAAGUCCGCGCAGGAGUGGGGUGACCAGGUUCGCAGCUACUACCCAGGAUACACCGGGUCGUACCCCAAGAUGUUGAUCUGGCACGGAACUGCUGACACCACGCUUGCUUACCCCAACUACGCCGAAGCUCUGAAGCAGUGGUCCAAUGUUCUGGGCGUCUCGCAGACGGCGACGAACCAGAACACCCCCGAUGCUGGCUACACGCAGUCGGUUUAUGGUACUACGCUUGUUGGAUACUCUGGCCAGGGCGUGGGACACACUGUUCCUGUCCAUGAGGCGGUCGACCUUGCUUGGUUUGGCAUUGCUUAGGUCGGGGGUGAUGGAGCCGAAAAGCUAUCUGUGCAUAUGUAUACAGCGUACAUAUUGAUGGGAAUUAAGCAGCCAUAGGCAACCUAUGGACUGUCUUGUUUUACAUAACCAGGUUAACUUGCUUAUUUUAAUGAGGUCGAUUUUAUACAACAUGCGCUUUAGUAUAUCUCUCCGUAUAAAAUCUAUUACUUCGAAGUAGAUACGCGCAAAUACUAUGCGAUAACUCGAUGGCAUUGAACUCGGCGGCAUUAAACCCGAUAGGGCAUUGUCCUCGAUACGGCAUUAACCUCGAUACGGGGUUGGCCUCGAUACGGUGCCAUUAACUCGAUACGACAUUGAACCUAGCAUAAGCCUCUUAAACAAAACCCAUCAGACGACUUCUGGUCUUGUAGUAGAACACGUCCGGUCAUGCGGAACACAUCUGGUUUUCAGAACACGUCUAGCUUUGCAGAACAUGUUCGGCCUUUACUAAGGAAUGUACUCUUAGCCCUGCGAAGGAAGGUGCGUUUGGCACUGCGGAGGAAAGUGCAUUCGGCCAUGUAAACAAAGUGCGUUUGACCUUGCGAAGGCAGCCACGUUUGGCAUUGCGAAGGAAGGUGCGUUUGGCAUCGCAUAAAUCGCGUCUGGCCUUGCAGGACACGUUUAGUCUUGCAAAGGCGCGACUCGCAUGUCGAACUCAACAUGUCGACCGAACAGGUCUUUGGGUUUUUGCGCAAAUUCGCAAGGUUUUAGACAGAUAUGCGCGCGUCGUUUCGCGGAGCCUCGCGGAGCAGUUGUCGUCUUGUAGGGAAGGGCCUUAGUUCCGCGAGGCAGUGUUUAGUGUUUGGCUCCUGAGGAUGCAUAUACCAUAAAUAGGGGUAAGGGGUUAGUCAGUAGUGGCUUGCAACACAAUAUUCACGCUUCACAUCACCGCACUGCAUGUUUGUGGCACAAUUUGAUGG
This is a messenger RNA of Pseudogymnoascus verrucosus, 2180 nucleotides long. RefSeq lists its product as uncharacterized. The record is from RefSeq and is a predicted model, not a curated record. Gene Ontology annotation, molecular function: hydrolase activity. Lineage: Eukaryota; Fungi; Ascomycota; Leotiomycetes; Thelebolales; Thelebolaceae. Gene Ontology annotation, cellular component: extracellular region. The transcript has 2 exons. Bases 346 to 1239 code for a protein of 297 amino acids.